This is a messenger RNA of Rhagoletis zephyria (snowberry fruit fly), 231 nucleotides long. Its product is annotated as janus kinase and microtubule-interacting protein 3-like. The record is from RefSeq and is a predicted model, not a curated record. NCBI's taxonomy places the organism in Eukaryota, Metazoa, Arthropoda, Insecta, Diptera, Tephritidae.
ACUCGAUGCCGAAAAAACCAGCAUGGAUAUCAACAAUAAUGCCAAAUUACAACAACUCAUGGCACGUGUAAAACAACUCGAGGAGCAGGAACAUCAAUUGAGCACGGAGGCGGAUGAGUUGCGCGAACAAAAUGAACUGUUGGAAUUCCGGAUACUCGAAUUGGAGGAAACGAAUGAUAAGGUAAGUAAAGUGGCUUUAAAUGUGCGCCUAAAUGUAGGCAAUAGUGGAUA